CAUCCCAAGUCAUCACUUUUAGAGAGUUGUAAACAACUGCUCACUUUUUCAUAAAUAUACAAUUCUGCGAAAAAAUAAACAAAUAAACCAUGUCUGAUGAAUACGCCUGUGUUGCCAAGGGAAAGCUCAAACUGAAAAAUGAUUCGGAUAUGAAGAAAAAGAAGAAGAAGCAUAAGAGCAAGGACAAGGAGAAGGAAAUGGAACGGGCGUACUUGGAGCAAAUAUCCGAGGCAAGUGGCGCAGGAACAAGCGGAACCUACGAGCGAAAACUUACUAAGGCAGAGUUGGCCAUUAAGAAGCAACAGGAGAAGAUGCGAAACAAACGAAUUAUGGACAAGGCUCAGACCACUCAUAAGGAGCGUGUGGAGAAGUUCAAUGAACACUUGGACACGCUGACCGAGCACUUUGACAUCCCCAAGGUGUCCUGGACGAAGUAAAACGACAAAUGUUGUAACUUAAAGAUUACCUUUAUUAUUAGGUUAAGUAAUUUCGACUAUGUGGGGUGAUGAUGUGAGGGGGAUGCCAAAAUAAACAAUCCGAAUGGCACAACUAAGCUAAAUACACAGACAAAUGUUACAUCGUAAA
Messenger RNA from Drosophila bipectinata, 585 nucleotides. RefSeq names its product protein FAM32A-like. The record is from RefSeq and is a predicted model, not a curated record. NCBI's taxonomy places the organism in Eukaryota, Metazoa, Arthropoda, Insecta, Diptera, Drosophilidae. Gene Ontology annotation, cellular component: nucleolus.